UUUAUUGAAAUGCAAUUACGAUGAACAUGUACUAGGAGAGUGCAUGCCAUAAGUUUCUAAAAUUAGAAUUUUUCAAUUUUUUUUUUCUCUUUACUUGUACUAUAAUGAAUGUAAGUGGAAUUAAUAUAUUCUUACUAUAUAUUUUUUCCUUUUUGACAAUUCCUUAACCAACUUUUCCCUUCUUUUACACCCUUACACAAAUAAAUUCAAAAGCGAAAUAUUUGGCUUAUCCCUUAACUCUCCGUAAGCUUCUCAACCUCCUUCAAACAAUCAUCUUCUCAACUUUAUUUUUCAUAUCCUUUCUCAAUAUUUUUUCUUUUACACCCUUACACAAUUGAAUUAAUAGAAAAUUAUCUUUACCUUAACCAAUAUUUUAACAGACUCAAAUCUAGAUACAAAAAAGUAUGCAUAGUUUUCAAUUUUAUGCACCAUCCUCCAAAAUUCGUCAUUUCCCUACAUCAUUCUCAAUUCUUCGUCGACAACAACAAAAGUCAAAGCCACAAUGGUGGACAAAGAUCCAUGAUCCUCGUAGCGAAUUCAUUACUAGUUGGAAUAACCUCUUCUUUAUAACAUGCCUAGUUACUCUAUUUCUUGAUCCUUUAUACUUUUAUGUUCCUACAAUAUGUGGUUACGCUUGUCUUAACACAAAUUUUGAGCUAUUAAUCAUUGUGACUCUUAUUAGAACCAUUUGUGAUUUCCUUUACCUAGUGCAUAUUUUCUUAAAAUUUCGAACUGCCUUUAUUUCAAGAAAUUCUAGAGUAUUUGGACGUAAGGAGCUUGUUAUAGAUCCUAAAGCUAUUGCUGCUAAGUAUUUAACGUCCGAUUUUAUAAUCGACGUUGCUGCAAUGCUUCCUUUACCUCAGACAAUGAUUUGGUUUAUUGUACCGGCAUUAAGAAGUGGAACAAAAGCUCAUACAAAUCACACUGUGGCUCUUAUUGUACUUGUUCAAUUCAUUCCUCGCUUGUUCGUAAUGUUUCCGUUAAACCGGAAGAUUGUGAACUCUACAGGAAUUGCAGCAAAAAAUGCAUGGUCUGGUGCAGUUUAUAAUAUGCUUCUCUUUAUAUUAGCUGGCCAUGUGAUAGGAGGCGUAUGGUAUUUAUGGGCACUACAACGAGUGCAUACCUGCUGGACAAUAGAAUGUUUAAGGCAAAGAAAUUCAAGAAAAUUUCCAUGCAAACCGUCAUUUUUUGAUAUAGAGAAUAAAAACCUACCGGCUCGAAAAAAAUGGUUAGAUAAAUCAGACGUUCUUACGAAUUGUAACCCUCGGAAUAAAGAUCAUAAAUUCACCUUUGGAAUGUUUGAUCGAAUUAUAACGGAUGAUGUUGUCUCUGCUGGUUUCACCCAAACAUAUUUCUACUGCCUGUGGUGGGGGUUGAAGACCUUAAGUUCUUAUGGGCAAAAUAUAGAAAAUAGCACAUACGUUGAGGAAACACUAUUUUGCAGUUUCAUUUGUGUGAUGGGCUUAUUCCUUUUUUCGCAUUUAAUUGGCCAAGUUCAGAAUUAUCUUCAAUCUAUAAUGACUAGAAUUGAAGAAUGGAGGAUAAGAAGAAGGGAUACAGAGGAGUGGAUGCAACAUAUACAACUACCAGAGGAACUUAGGGAGCGAAUUCGGCGAUUUGUUCAAUAUAAGUGGCUUGCAACAAGAGGAGUUGAUGAAGAGUCUAUUCUACAAUCAUUGCCCUUAGAUAUUCGACGAGAAAUUCAAAAACAUUUAUGCUUGGGUCUUGUCCGACGGGUUCCUUUCUUUGCACAAAUGGAUGAUCAACUAUUAGAUGCUAUAUGUGAACGUCUAAUACCAUCCUUAAGCACCAAAGACACAUACAUAGCUCGAGAAGGAGAUCCUGUUUCCGAGAUGAUGUUCAUAAUAAGAGGGCAACUAGAGAGCUCCACCACAUAUGGUGGUCGCUCGGGUUUCUUUAACUCUAUUACUCUUCGCCAAGGCGACUUUUGCGGCGAAGAGUUAUUAACAUGGGCAAUAUUACCAACAACUACAACUCUAAACCUUCCAUCCUCAACAAGAAAAGUAAAAGCCAUCACCGAAGUCGAAGCAUUUGCCUUACGAGCUGACGACCUUAAGUAUGUAGCAACUCAAUUUAAGCGUUUACAAAGCAAAAAGCUUCAACAUUCUUUUAGGUACUAUUCUCAUCAAUGGAGGACAUGGGGAGCAUGUUUUAUACAAGCUGCUUGGCGGCGUCACCAAAAGAGGAAGUUGGCUGAAGAUUUAGAAAGACAUGAAAAUUACUGCUAUUAUAUUAUGGAUGAUGAUGAUGAUGAAAAUAAUGAGGAUGAGAUCAUGUAUAGUGAAGGUGACCCAUUGAUUUUCAAGCAGAAUGAUGAACACAAUGAUGAAGAUGAUGAUAAUAAUAAACACAACCAACCACUUAAAGCUACAAUUCUAGCUUCUAAAUUUGCUACAAAUACUAAAAGAGGGGCAAAUCAAAAGGUGAAAAUUGUUGAUAGUUCUUCUCAUCAUGACCUAAAGAUGCCUAAGAUGUUUAAGCCAGAAGAUCCCGACUUUUUUUGA
This is a messenger RNA of Chenopodium quinoa (quinoa), 2525 nucleotides long. RefSeq names its product probable cyclic nucleotide-gated ion channel 16. Gene Ontology annotation, biological process: monoatomic ion transport; transmembrane transport. The transcript has 6 exons. Gene Ontology annotation, cellular component: membrane. Lineage: Eukaryota; Viridiplantae; Streptophyta; Magnoliopsida; Caryophyllales; Amaranthaceae. The coding region runs from base 405 to 2525 and encodes 706 amino acids. The record is from RefSeq and is a predicted model, not a curated record. Gene Ontology annotation, molecular function: monoatomic ion channel activity.